GGGUUUUCAAGUCCUCGCGUUGGUGAGUUCUUCGCGUUGGAUAAAGUCAAGGAAACAACAUGGAGGUCAUUAAAGUACUGCUAGCAGCUCUCCUCUGCAUUUCCCAAGUCGCGGCGACGUGUCCCGAGAGCGAGCAGAUCCACUGCGGGAGUAGCGAUAGCUGCACGAGGAUCCGCUACAUCUGCGACGGAGACAACGACUGCGGCGACUAUUCCGACGAGGAGAGCGGUAUCUGCAGGGCUUGGCGCAAUGAGUACUGCGAGCGAGGCUCCGUCAGGUGUCGCAGGAUGGGAGACACCAACUGCGUGACCAUCAGCCGCUACUGCGAGAUCUCCGACCCGCCGUGUGAGGGGGACCUGGACAGGCGUCUGUGCCAGAUGUUGAGGGAAGAAAAACUUCGGCCUCUUGAAGAGAUCAUCCUGCCGUCAGAAGUAUCUGUUGUGAGACAGUCAAGCGUUGAAGAGGCCGAGGCUUUGGGAGAGGAAUUCCUUGAGAAGAUCAACGCCACCAUCAGCCACCCCGACUGCCCUCAGUUCUACACCCGCGUCGGCGACCGGUGCCUGUCUGUCUUCUUCUUUGGAAAGGUCAACUGGGGAGAAGCUCGCUCCUUCUGCAAGGCGAUUGGCGGCGACCUUGUGACCCUCCACGACGGCGCCGAGAAGUUCCACGAGCUCGUCCACCUCCUCCGCGAGCACCAUAUCACCACAGACUUCUGGGUGGGAGGAAAUUUGAAGAAUGAGACGGAUGGCUGGAGAUGGGUUGAUGGCACCCCGAUGGAAAUGGGCACCCCUUUCUGGAGCAUCAGGUCUACCAGAGACUGUCAGCCUCGCACUUACACAUACGGAACUAACUCAACGCGCGUGGCCAACGAAGGGACCUGCUACAACUACGAACAGGCGCCCCACACUCCCGCCGAAGGCCACUGCGCCGCCCUCAACUACGAGAACUACUUCUUCAUGAGCGACGAGAAGUGCCUGGAGCUGAAGAGUCCUCUAUGUGUGUACCCGAAGAAGGUUUAGGCGAUCCGAAGCCACUUUCUGUCCUGUGGUUCUUUGAUUUUUUUCUUUUUCUUUUCAUUUUGUUCUGUUACUUAUUGUUCUCUACUUAGUUUCCUGGCAUUUCUGGCUGUAUUCCGAGUAAGGGCAACUUCUUUAUAUUACUUCUGUAAUUUUACAGGUAGUUUUGUCAGCUGACUGCAAAUAAAAUGUAAAACAAUA
Messenger RNA from Penaeus indicus, 1217 nucleotides. RefSeq lists its product as uncharacterized. Gene Ontology annotation, molecular function: protein binding; carbohydrate binding. Gene Ontology annotation, biological process: biological process involved in interspecies interaction between organisms. The transcript has 9 exons. Lineage: Eukaryota; Metazoa; Arthropoda; Malacostraca; Decapoda; Penaeidae. The coding region runs from base 60 to 1019 and encodes 319 amino acids. The record is from RefSeq and is a predicted model, not a curated record. Gene Ontology annotation, cellular component: external side of plasma membrane.